This is a messenger RNA of Astyanax mexicanus (Mexican tetra), 2528 nucleotides long. RefSeq names its product transgelin 3a (gene tagln3a). The transcript has 5 exons. The record is from RefSeq and is a predicted model, not a curated record. Gene Ontology annotation, molecular function: protein binding. Lineage: Eukaryota; Metazoa; Chordata; Actinopteri; Characiformes; Acestrorhamphidae. Bases 405 to 1058 code for a protein of 217 amino acids.
UCGUUUGAUGUUCUGUCUGUAUGUUAUUGAUAUGUUGGAGUGAGUGACGUCACGCCGCGGAAAGAUGCUGCGAUGCUGCGCGUUACUGCGAGGAUGCUCGUGACAGCUCUGGCACGCGGGGCGUCAUCCGCGCUGGCUCGUUUUGGACGGAACCGGAUCCGCCGAACCGCAGCGAGAAGGUUCGACAGUGGAGCCAAAUAAGCAGAAACAAUCCUGCUGAAAAAUCCGGAUCAUCACCAGCAAUUCGGAUCAACACCCGGUGUUUAAAACGCUCUAAACUGGAAUCGAAGGGUCAAGUUUGUUAUAAACCUGGUCCUGCUCAUCUAGAAGGAAGUAUACUCUGUACUGGGUUGCAGAGCUUGUGCCCAUUGAACCCACCAGUAUUGAUCGAUCAGCUUGCUGCCAUGGCCAAUCGGGGGCCCAGUUACGGCCUGAGCCGAGAGGUGCAGGAGAAGAUCGAGCAGAAGUACGACCCGGACCUGGAGUCUCGUCUGGUGGACUGGAUAAUGCUGCAGUGUGGAGACGACCUGGUGCGUCCAGAACCUGGAAAACAGAACUUCCAGACCUGGCUCAUGGAUGGAACGAUCCUCUGUCGUCUCAUUAACAGUCUGUACCCCAGCGGGUCGGAGCCCAUCAAGAAGAUUCCAGAAACCAAGAUGGCGUUUAAGCAGAUGGAGAAGAUCUCCCAGUUCCUGGAGGCAGCAGAAGUUUACGGUGUGGUCAGGGGGGACAUCUUCCAGACAGUUGACCUGUGGGAAGGAAAGGAUUUGGCUGCAGUCCAGAGGACCCUCAUGGCUCUUGGAAGCGAGGCCCUCACCAAGGACGAUGGGCAUUACCAUGGCAACAAAGACUGGUUCCGCAGGAAAGCUAAAGGUCACAGGAGGGAGUUUUCGGAGGAGCAGCUCCGGCAGGGCCGCGCUCUGAUUGGUCUACAGAUGGGCAGUAAUCGCGGGGCGUCUCAGUCUGGAAUGGUGGGUUACGGGACCCCGCGGCAGAUCAUGCGGUACGACUCGCCCCGACGCAACGGGACCGACGCCCCGGAUCAAAGCCCCUCCUAAGCCCGGUAUCACCUAAACCCCGCCCCCCAAAAAUUACCCCACCCACCUCCAAAAAUAACUAAAAUUACCCUGCAGAAUUUCUCCAUUUCUCCUCUUUAAGUCACUGAUUUAUCACAGAUUUAUACAUUGAAUUUCCUCUAUCAUCAUCCGGGACUCAGGAAGGGCUAAUAAACCACUACAAUGAGGUAUAAUACAUAUAUAUAUAUAUAUAUAUAUAUAUAUAUAUAUAUAUAUAUUUAAACAUACAGUGAUGUCAUCAAUAAAUAAAUACUGCACCUUAUAUUGUAUUUCUAUUUAACUAACAGGGGUAAUGUGCAUGAUCUGAAUGUGAGAAAUCAGGAUUAGAUUAUUACAGUAUUAUGGGAUGAUGUUGAUGAUGCAGUGCUUUAAAUGUACAAUAAAUUAUAAUAUAUUUUAUUUCAUUAUUAUUUAGUGAAAUUUGCUAUUUCAUUUAUUUAGAAUACUAACAGAAUGAUUACAGAAUAAUUGGCUGCACUUGAACAUGGCAGCAGAAUAUAUUAUAUUUAAGUAUUUUAAAAUGCUGAUUAUUAUAUUAUAUAUAAAAAAUAAAGGCUUCAGUCUCUGAUUCAAGACAGUAAUUUUACAGUAGUUCAGCAUAUUUAACAUUUUGAGAUUUGUUUUUUUCAUUUUUAACCAAUAUGGAAAGUCAGAAUUAUAAGGAAAUAAGUAAAACAGUAUGAAAAUUUAAACACAAAAUAAAAAAGAAAUGAAAAAUAAUAUUUCAGUGUAUAGAGUAAUUCUGAAAAGUCAAAAAAUGACAAAAAUCUCAAGAAAAUAAGUAAUUACUGUGAGAAAAGUUAUAUUCAUUAAUAUUUACAUUAAUUAUUUUAAGAUCAGAACUUUGAGGUCAAAGUUAUGUGAAAGUUGAUGGUUUCUAAUCUAAUUUCAAGUAAUUGUUGAGAAAAUGGGUGAAACAAUGAAAAAAGAAUCUAGUUAUUUUAAGAGAACUGAUUAUUUUUAAAUCAGAGAUAAGAAAAUAAUUAAUUUUUUAAAUUAAAUUAUAUUAGAAAUUUUAGAAAUCUUAGAAAAAUUAGAAAUCAGUAAAAAAUAUGAGCAAAUACAUAUUUUGCAAAUUAAUUAAAAAAUAUAUAAUUAUUGAAACAUCUAAACAAGUAAUUAAAAAAGUACUAAAGUACUAAAAGAAAAUUAGAAAAUUGGAAUUUUGAAGAAAUAAAUCAAAUUGAGAUAUAAAUUCAACAUUUUUAAAAGAGAAACAAAUAAACACAUAAAAUCUGUCAUUAUUAGGAUAUUCUAAUACACAAUUUAGGCAUAUUCAUUAAAAUAUAAUCUUAAUAUUAAUAUAUAUUUUUUUAUUAAACAAGUCAUUGUGAUUUACUUUAAUUAAGAAAGAAAUAAAAAUAAGAGAAUUAGCCUUAAUAAAAAAAACAUAUUAUUUUAAUAUACUAAUUCACACUUACACUAACUGGCCCCGCCCACUUCCUGCGUCCC